AUGGUUCUCUCUAAGCCUGAAGAUGCCCCGGUGCAGACGCUCUUUGACCUUACAGGAAAAGUCGUUGCCAUAACCGGCGGAGGUCGAGGAAUUGGUCUAGCUGUUGCUACUGCAUACGCCGAGGCUGGAGCCAAAAUUGCUCUUCUUUAUCGCACGACGACAACCGCGCCAAAAACUGCAAAAGAACUUUCUUCUAGGUAUCAAACUGAAGCUCACGCUUACAAAGCCGAUGUCACUGCCCCCGAGGAAAUAUCUGCGGCGAUAGAUCAGAUCGUGCAGGACUUUGGAAGGUUGGAUGUUAUUCUUGCCAACGCUGGUAUUUGCUCCGAGCAUGCGGCCGAAGACUAUACACCCGAGGAAUUCCAGGAGAUCAUGAACGUGAAUGUCAACGGUGCAUUUUAUACCGCACAGGCCGCUUCGAGAAUUUUCAAGAAGCAAGGUUUCGGAAAUGUGGUUUUCACAGCAUCUGUCAGCGCGACACUCGUGAAUACACCCCAACGUCAGGUCGCGUACAAUGCCUCCAAGGCUGCCGUCUUACAACUUGCCAAGUCGCUCGCUGUGGAAUGGGUAGACUUCUGUCGAGUCAACUGCGUUUCACCUGGCUAUACACAGACUCAGAUUAUGGAAUAUGCUUCCAAGGAUAUGCUCUCUAAGUGGCUCGGUCAAAUCCCCGCCCGUCGAUUUGCUUCUCCCUACGAACUUAAAGGGGCCUACCUUUUCUGCGCUUCUGAUGCUUCGAGUUACAUGACAGGCUCGAAUUUGGUGAUUGAUGGAGGAUUCACCCUGCCAUAA
Messenger RNA from Penicillium cosmopolitanum, 792 nucleotides. RefSeq lists its product as uncharacterized. Gene Ontology annotation, molecular function: oxidoreductase activity, acting on NAD(P)H, oxygen as acceptor. The transcript has 5 exons. NCBI's taxonomy places the organism in Eukaryota, Fungi, Ascomycota, Eurotiomycetes, Eurotiales, Aspergillaceae. Gene Ontology annotation, cellular component: intracellular anatomical structure. The coding region runs from base 1 to 792 and encodes 263 amino acids. The record is from RefSeq and is a predicted model, not a curated record.